Messenger RNA from Xiphophorus hellerii (green swordtail), 2062 nucleotides. RefSeq names its product speedy/RINGO cell cycle regulator family member A (gene spdya). NCBI's taxonomy places the organism in Eukaryota, Metazoa, Chordata, Actinopteri, Cyprinodontiformes, Poeciliidae. Bases 429 to 1352 code for a protein of 307 amino acids. Gene Ontology annotation, molecular function: protein kinase binding. Gene Ontology annotation, biological process: positive regulation of cyclin-dependent protein serine/threonine kinase activity. The transcript has 5 exons. The record is from RefSeq and is a predicted model, not a curated record.
UCAAAUUAUGUCUUUAACAUUAAGAAAAAGGUCUGUGCAUUUAAUCAACUGGAAAAAAAAAGAUUAUAUUUUAGUCAACAUGAGAUGGUUUGAGUUUUUUUUUUUUUUGAAUGUCGGGAUGAAAUAUUUCUGAGUGCUUACAUUUCUUUAGUAGAAACAAAUGUUUGUUCGUGUUGUAUGUGCUGAGAUAAACUACUGAUGUUUUCUAUAUGUUAAUGAAGUGAAACAAAUGUAUGUGAUGGAAUUAAGCUAAAUUUAAUCAGAUGUGCCUGGACUGUCGAGUGGGAUUGCUUCACAAAUCACCCAUCACCUUUUGGGCUCUCUCAAGCCUUUUAGAGAAGUGGAUUAACUUAAAGAUCUUUGACUUUUCUUCCUUCUCCAAUCACCAGACAGCAGUAGCCUCCUGAACAUAUGACACAAGCUUUGGCAUGAUGAAAACUCCUCCCUCUGCAUCCCUGCGGGUCAAGCGCAAAAAUGUCCGUCAGAUGCGAAAGCAUUUCUGCCUAAGCAGAGCGAAUAGUCAGGACUCUGAAAGUUCCCUGUGGAAGAUCCAGUCCGGUCAACGUGACCCGUAUUUUACCAAAAUGCCUGCAACGGUCAUCCAGCGGCAGGAAAUGGCUUCGUACUUGCGUCUUUUUGAUGAUGACCUGAUCCAAGACUUUCUCCGGAUGGACUGCUGCUACAAAAUGACUGACAAGUACCUUAUAGCCAUGACCUUUGUGUACUUCAAACGGGCCCACUUCUCUAUUGCUGAAUACACCAGAAAGAAUUUUUUCAUGGCCCUCUAUCUUGCCAACACCAUGGAAGAGGAUGAGGAGGAAAGCAAGUAUGAAAUUUUCCCGUGGGCUCUGGGAAAGAACUGGAGGAGACAGUUUCCACGUUUCCUUAAGCAGCGAGAUGAGUUAUGGGCUCGCAUCUGUUACCGAGCUGCUGUCAGUAAGAGCUGCUGUGAGGAGGUAAUGGCCAUUGUGCCUUCUCACUUUGUGUGGCAGCGGCAGCGUUCCGAUCACCACAGUGGCGCCCUGAGACAGUACAACACACAAGGCCCUACUCGUUUUCCGCGCGGCCCAUCCGCCUCCCCCGUUUCCUGUGCCCUCUGCAAUUGCGGCAGCAGGUUGCAUCGCAUCUCCUCCAGCCAACCAUCUGCACAGACCACAAGCUACCUGAACCCGUUUGCUCCUGCCUUUACAUUCGAGCUGACGCCACCCAAAGCCUCCAACAGGACGGCAGAGGAGGAUAAAGACGAGGCACCGAAAUUGUGCUGCUUCUGUCCUGAAAAGCUUCCAAGUGAGGGCCAGAGGUUAUUCAAAAGCCAGAAUGCAGAGCGCUUUGCUAAAGAUGAAACAAAGUGAUGGAUUUCUUUGUUUUGCUUUCAGUCUUUUUACUGAUCGUCUAAAGUCAUCCUGAGUAUUGCUUCUCCAGAUUUUAUAGAGCUUUUCUUUAUAUUAUUGGAUAUCCACUAGCUAUCAGCAAAAAAAACAACUUAAUAUGACAUGGCAUAAUGGGCAAUGUGUAUUUAAAUAAUUUAAGCAAAUGCAUAAGAUUUUUUUUACAUCUGUCUUCAGAAGAUGGUUUAAAAAGUGAUGUAUUUGGGAAACCAGAAACAAUCCAGGAAAGAAACCAGACAUGCAUCAUCCUUGAACAGAUUAAGUGAAAUAAUUUUUAAAUUAGGCAGAAAUAAAGUAGAUCCUUGUUUCCUGCCUUUUUGAAACAAUUGCUUGCCAACUAAUAUAAGGAAUAAAUUGACAUCUCCUAAUCUUUCUUGUUUGUCCUUUCUCUUUGAUAGGGGAGACUUCUUCCUGCGACUCUUCCUGCGACCCCUUCAUAGACUGGAUCAGCGAGAUGUAAAACCCAAAGCUAAACUUGGCUGUUCCACCUUGUUCCUCUUUGAACCAACUGAACCGUUCUGUGCAAUAAUCCUUUGUUUAUCUAAAACUUUGAAGGUCAGAGUCUUCCAGUUAGUGGUAACCUGAAACAAACAUAAUAAACUACGCUUAUUCAAUGCACAUAAAUAUGAAAUAAGUUGCACACAAGCUAAGAUUGUUCCAGCUACAGAUUUCUC